Messenger RNA from Dermochelys coriacea (leatherback sea turtle), 2065 nucleotides. It is a transcript of the gene SYAP1, whose product is annotated as synapse associated protein 1. The transcript is spliced from 9 exons. The record is from RefSeq and is a predicted model, not a curated record. Bases 71 to 1165 code for a protein of 364 amino acids. Lineage: Eukaryota; Metazoa; Chordata; Testudines; Dermochelyidae. Gene Ontology annotation, cellular component: cytoplasm; synapse.
GCGCCGUGGGCGCUUCCGUUAGAGCCGUUGGGAGCGUUGGCGGGCCAGGGCCGAGGCCGCCGCGUGCGGGAUGCUGCGGGGUCUGGGCAGCUGGUUCGGGCUGGAGCGGGCGGGCGAGGAGCAGAAGCCGCCGCCCGAAGAGAGCAGCAGCCCCGGGGAGCGGAGCGAAGCCGGGGGCGCCGAGAGGGCGGCGGCGGCGGCGGCGGCGGGCGGGGACCCGGCCGUGCGGAGCCAGGAGCAGGAGGAUCCGGAUCCGCUUUUCAGCCAGGCCAAAGGACUCGGCAAUUAUCUCUUCAAUUUUGCGACUGCUGCUACAAAAAAGAUAUCUGAAUCGGUUGCUGAAACGGCACAAAAUAUAAAGAGGUCUGUAGAAGAAGGGAAAAUUGAUACCAUCAUUGAUAAGACAAUUAUUGGAGACUUUCAGAAAGAACAAGAGAAAUUUGUUCAAGAAAAGCACACAAAAAAGUCAGAAGCAGCAGUGCCUCCUUGGGUAGAUAGCAAUGAAGAAGAAACAAUUCAACAACAAAUCUUGGCCUUAUCAGCAGACAGGCGAAACUUUCUGCGUGACCCACCAGCAGGUGUUCCGUUUAACUUUGACUUUGACCAGAUGUACCCCAUCGCUAUGGUAAUGUUACAAGAAGAUGAGCUCCUGAACAGGAUGAGAUUUGAUCUUGUCCCUAAACAUGUAAAGGAGGAGGUGUUUUGGAGAAAUUAUUUCUACCGGGUCUCCCUAAUUAAACAGUCCGCACAGCUCACUGCACUGGCUGCUCAACAGCAAGUUGUAGGAAAGGAGGAGAACAAUGGCAGGAAAGAGGAUAUACAGCUGACAGAAACAGUACGGCCCAAAACACCACCUGUUGGAAUCAAAUCUCAGCUAAAACCUCAAGAGGACGAGGAAGAGAUUUCUACUAGUCCAGGUGUAUCAGAAUUCGUUAGUGAUGCUUUUGAUGAAUGUAACCUGAAUCAGGAAGACCUAAGGAAGGAAAUGGAACAGUUGGUGCUUGACAAAAAGGAAAAGGAGACCUCCGUAGUAGAAGAAGAGACUGCUGAUUGGGAGAAGGAAUUACAGCAAGAGCUUCAAGAGUAUGAAGUGGUGACAGAAUCAGAAAAACGUGAUGAUAACUGGGACAAGGAAAUAGAGGAAAUGCUGCAGGAAGAAAAUUAACCGUUUUCCUGAAAUCACUGCAACCCAUAAAUAAUUUCUGAAAACUGACAUGAAUAUCUGCUUUCAUACUUGCUUCCAAAAUAUCUUCAAGAGGGACAUGAACUUAAAAUCAUUAAAAUUCCGUAUAGGGAUGGUACAGCCAGCCUUGCUGUUCUUUGUAUGAACAAUUUAUGAAGGUGAUCACUCUUCUUAAAAUAUGAUUGCAGGUGAUAUGUAAUAAUCAAAAGUGAUAACAUUGUCAUAUGAAAUUACUGGUAUUCUAUUUUAAUAUGUUUAGUUUGUAGUCUUUCUUUAGAGGGCCAAGAAGUGCUACUAGGAUGUAGUAGAAUACGUGUAAAUCUAAGAAAUCUGAAGUUUUAGUCUACACUCUCCUAUAGUGAGGUAAAAAUGGGAUGUUGUGACUAACUUUAUGCAUGCGAGUAACUGCAUUUCAUCGUGGUUUGCUUUUUAAUCUCUGUAUGAUAUUUAUCUGUGUACCAUUUAUUAAGUUACUUGUAACCAUUAGCUUUCCUUUAUACUUUACUUCCUAAGAGCAUAUGGCGCCAAAGAAUUUACAGGAAAUCCUAUGAGAAUAACUUCCUGAUACCAGUUUGUUUUUUAAAAACAUUUACUAAUUCAGACACUAAAAGAAGCACCAAUUUAUACUGAUGGGAUAGAAGUCACUUAACAUUUAAAUGGUUAAAUAAUAAUAAGAUAAUUCUUACUUGCCUUGAUCUAACAUGUUGUUUCUUUAAACCAUCGUGUUACAGUAUCUCCUUUCUCCACAGACAGAAAUGGUUUGAUAGUGUUUUGUCUUCAAUGGAUAACUGCAAUUCUCUGUGACAUGAAAUUUAAAGACUUUAAAAGAGAAGAACUUAAUUCUGUUUUCUGGAUGAGAACAAAUUAAAUAUUUGUACAGUA